Molecule: messenger RNA, 654 nt
Organism: Alternaria conjuncta
Lineage: Eukaryota; Fungi; Ascomycota; Dothideomycetes; Pleosporales; Pleosporaceae
Exons: 2
Coding region: 1-654 (217 amino acids)
Source: RefSeq, a predicted model, not a curated record
AUGAAGCUCCUCACCAAUAUCCUGGGUGUUGUCUCGUGCACUGCUAUUAUAGUCACUGCACAGGCACCCAAAGAAAAUCAAGCUUCAAACAUUGAAGCUCCGAAGGCCCAACCCAGUAUCGACGUACUCCGCGAGAGGGCUACCCGCCAGUGGCUGCGGGAUCUUCUUGAUGAGGACAUUCAGUAUCCGUCUGCGGACCAAAACAACCAAUACAGACACGCUUUGGAAGAUUUCGAGAACCUGAGCAGGCAGUUCACUCACUAUCCGACAAAUGAGAUGGGAGAACCGGAAAGAGAGGCGAACUCCGAAGAAGAUGUCAAGCGAACUGCCGCGCUGAGAGAUGGACCGUUUGAGUCACCGCCAGCAAAUGAAUGCACUGACGCUCCAUCGUCCGGAGAUCUCCUUGACACGAACACUGAUUGGCCGUCUGUGGACGAGGACGCGGAUGAGGAAUAUGCGGAUUUUCUGAGCAGCAAUUGGGAAUAUGCCGACAAGAUCAAUGCCUUGUGGAAUACUGAUAAGAUGUAUGUGGUGGAAGUCCCGGGUAAGACAGGUUCAUCGUCAGAGGGUUCCAAGCGAUAUUGGUUGCAUACGUAUGACGGUCGGAAAUACGGGCCGUACGACAACAAAGCUCAGGUAGAGUUCGCACUUUGA